UGUCAAAUAAACGUCAAAAGUAUAUUUUUAAGCACUAAUAAAAUAAUUUCCAAUUUCGUCUAACUAUAAACGAAACUAAAAUAUUUAUUUAAUAAUGUUUACACAAACUAAAUAUACAGUUUCGUUGGAAAUACUUCUAGAACGCUCUGCAUACCAGUGAUCUAAAUCCGUUCUAAUUCGAAGUAGCCAAACAAUGGCUUUUUUAAAUUCGAACAUAUCGGUGAUAUUGAUUCAACAAAAAUAACCGAAAACGUAAGGGGGUGAUUGUUAAAAGAAAUGUGUUAUAACAAAAAACAUGGUCCUCAGCACAGAGUGGUCUCAAGUAGAGGUGAUCGAUCUGAUAAAUGAUGGUUCCGGUCUUGGUUUUGGUAUUGUAGGGGGCCGGAGCACUGGAGUCGUUAUAAAAUCCAUCCUACCUGGCGGCAUAGCCGACAAAGACAGCCGAUUGCAAAGCGGCGACCACAUCCUUCAGAUAGGCGAUAUUAAUUUGAGGGGACUGACAGCGGACCAAGUGGCCACCGUUUUGAGACAGGCUGGACAGCAGGUAAGGAUGGUAGUGGCCCGAUCGGCGGAACCUAGUUCACAAGAUUUUUUACUAUACAAUUGCACCGCGCCUAUCGUUCCUACAAAAAUCUUAACCGAUCCAGAAGAAUUAGACAGGCAACUAUUACAAAAUGGCUAUACCACUUCUUUUUUUCAAUAUGCCGAAGCACUACAGGUUGUGAAAACUGAAAUCAGACAACAAGACCAAGUAGAGAAUUGUUUGAAUGUGAUAAACUCGAAUGGCUUGGACGGUAAGAGUCCUGUAAACAGCGGGAAAGCUACGCCAAACGGCUUAUCACCUUUGGAAGCACCUCAAUCCACCAAACAAUUAAUUGUUGACAUAGAGUAUACCAAUAGCGAACCCGAAACGGAAAAAUUCAAAGUAACUUUGCCGAAAGACGAGUACGGAUUGGGUAUCACGAUAGCCGGUUACGUAUGCGAAAAAGAAGCCCUGUGCGGAAUAUUCGUGAAGAGUCUCAACGAGCAAUCGCACGCGUUUAAAUGCGGAAAAAUCGAAGUGAAUGAUAGAAUAAUCGAAGUAGACGGCGUCUCUCUAGUCAAUUGUACGAACUACGAAGCCGUUAAAAGGCUGAAAGAAACCGGAAACGUUGUUGAUAUAACGUUCGAAAGGUAUUUGAGCGGUCCCAAGUACGAGCAAUUGCAAGAAGCCAUAGCCGAUAGAGAGAGGAACAAGGAGAUUAGUCCUGCGUCGCCUAGCGUCACUACUUUAAGUUGGAUUCCGAUUGAUAAUACAGAUCAGGUCCAGGAUGAUCCCGAAAAGACUUCCGUAAACAGCGACAGCAUCCCCUCCGAUCAGAAUCCCGAGGCUAAAGAGAUAUUCAUAGAAGAAAAUUUCGAAGUGAACUUAGAGGACGAUUUGGAGACGGCGACCAAGCACAAGUGGCAAGGACUUAUUGGCGAUUGUGCAGACAUCGUUGUCGCAAAUCUCACCAAACUUAAAGGUUUGGGAAUAAGUUUAGAAGGUACGGUAGAUGUAGAGGGCGGUAUCGAAUUGAGACCGCACCAUUACAUCAGAUCCAUUUUACCAGAGGGUCCCGUGGGACAAAACGGCAGACUUCAUCCUGGUGAUGAACUAUUGGAGGUGAACGGCCAAAAAUUGCUGGGAAUCAAGCACGUCGACGUGGUGAAAAUCCUCAAAGAGCUUCCCUGCGCCGUGAGGCUCGUGUGCUCCAGGGAGCACAAAACCAAUAGGGUAAUAAACACCUCUCAAGAUCGAGAGGCGUUCGAAGCUAGAAACAUUUUAGGCGGCAGCCUGAAGAAUCUCCUUCCUCAGCCCGAGCAAAAGCUGAUCAAAGCCCUUAGUGAUACUAGUCUUAAUACGUCGAGCACCGUCACAGUAACAGACGAGUCCAAUUUGCAAAAAGCAAAAUCUCGAUCGUUGGAAGUCACCAACGUCGCCAUGUGGUCUGAGGACGUUGAAUACGUGGAACUAGUCAAAGGCGAUCGAGGUCUGGGUUUUUCCAUUCUUGAUUAUCAAGACCCGCUCGACAUUAAAUCGAGCGUCAUCGUGGUGCGAAGUCUCGUCCCCAACGGUCCGGCGGAGCACAACGGGAAAAUCACGCCGGGCGAUCGACUUAUCAGCGUCAAUGGUAAGAUAAUAAGAAACGCGACGCUCGAUCAAGCCGUGCAAGCCCUGAAAGGCACCGCCCCGGGAGUGGUCAAACUAGGAAUUUCCAAACCGUUGCCCAGUUCGAAGAAUAGCGAAACUUUAAGCAAUCAGACUGGAGGCUCUUAAAAAACUCUAAAAAAAACGGACUAAAUUUAAAAAAUAUAUAUCAGUGAAACUCAUACAGGGAACUCGACAGUUGUGACGAGGUUUGGGACAAAUCGAAGCUUUUUUGAAACAUUUUUCCGUAUGGAUAGCUGAAAGCUGACCAGACCAAAGCGGGUGUUUUUUUUUUCUUGUCCAUUUGUAUCUUUGACGUUACAAUGUGAUAAAAGGUAGAAGUUGCGUUAUCUUUGGUUAAAGAGCGCAGCAACUUCAUGUCGGUCGCUGCUGUGACAUUAAACUUUUUAAGUUGAUUUGGAACUUUUCUAAGUUGAUCUUGGACU
Molecule: messenger RNA, 2616 nt
Organism: Psylliodes chrysocephalus
Lineage: Eukaryota; Metazoa; Arthropoda; Insecta; Coleoptera; Chrysomelidae
Source: the annotation of a GenBank genome assembly